Molecule: messenger RNA, 381 nt
Organism: Lactuca virosa
Lineage: Eukaryota; Viridiplantae; Streptophyta; Magnoliopsida; Asterales; Asteraceae
Source: the annotation of a GenBank genome assembly
AUGAGACUUGCUUUGGUGCUAACAUUGACAUUACUCCAUACACGUUUUCUGAAGCCAAUCCGAGUUUUCGAGUUUGUAAGUUCGGAUGAAAACCUUUAUGUGAUGGUAUACCGGUCACAAAGUUAUGACAAUAUUCAAAAACAAGAUAUUUACAAACUGAAUUGGGUGCCUCUUGAAAAGACAAUAGAAGAAUGUGCAUUCUUUCAUAGUUACAUGAGGCAAAGUGGUGCUCCUAUUAAACUAGAGUCAUGGGUUGCCCCAUCGUCCCAAUACUGGAGAUUUGUUGACAGUGAUAAUCUUGGAAAAGGCAGGUUGUUUGUUGCAAAAGACAUGUGCUGCUUUCCUCAUGAUUUUCUGACUGCAAAUAUCUUACAUGAGUAA